CAAGAACAAUGCUACAUUUAUCCCUAUCAUGCUAGCGAAGUCGAGUGAAGCAGAUUGAUCCAACUCUAAUCGAGACCUAGUGAGCGGAAUUGAUCGGGAAUGCUCGCGACCAAGUGAUUUGGACCCAGUUUGCUACCUUCAGGAAUCCAGGCGCUACUGAUUCGGAACAGCUUAGAUCAGGACAGUGAUCGGGAACCGAGCGGGACUGAUCGGGAACAACUUACAUCACGUGCUUUAGAUCCAUCCACUUUUCGGAACGAGGAGGAAUUGAUUGGGAACAGGUGAUAUCAAGUGAUUCGGAUCCUCCUACGUUCCUGAACGAAGCGGGAUUAUUUCAGAAUAAGAGAGAUCAAGUGAUUCGGGUACAUCAACUUUUCUGAACGAGACGAGGUGGAAUAUUUAUUGAUCGAGAGCAGCCGAGAUCAAGUGAUUCGGAUCCAUAUACCUUCCGGAGCGAGGUGUAAUUGAUCGAAGACAACUGAUAAUCUUUGGAGAGUGAUCCAAAGAAACUUAACUAAUUAUUAAGAGAUAAAGAAGAAGCGAUGUCGAAGAAAAACAAGGCACCAGAUAUUCAAGUGAGAAGUGGAGUCUUGUCCUGCUUUAAUUACAAAAAGAAGACUCUGCUGCAAAAGGAAGCAUACGAAUUGUCGCCAAUGUACUGGAAAUGCUUCCGCCAGGGGACCAGCGGAACUGUGAUCAUGCAGGGACAUCGGAGUGAGAUGUCCAACAAAGGCAAACCUCGGGUCAGCAUGGUUGUCAACGGCUGCACGACCGAACUGCUGCCACCCAUCCUCAAGUCGAAGGGCACAGAUUACGCGGGAAACGAUAACUACCUGGGCAUCCAAGCAGAGGACGACAAGAUUGUGUUUCUGAAAGCUGAAGGGAGAUCGCAACGUGACUUGUGGUAUAAUGACAUCAUAGAAGCACUUGGCGAUCGAGCUUCAACGACCACGAAUACGAUGGCGUCGAUUCCCGAGCAACGGUCACCGAGUCAAGAACGACCUCCGAUGAUACCUCUAGAGGAUACGCUCGACAACGACAAUCUUUCCCUGGGUGGCAAAGCGUCAGGCCAGUCUGACGUGUACACGGUGCCUUAUCAGGACUAUGAACCGAUGCGAUGUUCUGUCUCUACCGACGAUGACGGAUGCUCUUGGACGGGUACCAAGCCUUCACCAUCGAUAACCACGAAACACAAUUCGCCGCCCAUCGUUUCCGAUGUCGGUGAAGAAGAUGGACUCGUUUCCGAGCAGGCCGAUCUAGAUGAGGAUGGGUACGUCUUUCCCAGUGUCUUUGCUAAGAAGACCAUUGACGCUGAUGUGGUCGAGGAUGCCCCGUCGAAUGGGAGUUCGCUUUCAUUGUCGAAGACCUCACCGUUGAACGUUCCCCGUUUGCCCGAAGCGAAGCCGUUGUUGCCCGAAGCGAAGCCCUUGUUGCCAGCGGCGGUGGACGAUCGACCAGCCAUUUCAUCUGACUUCCUCGAGAGUCUGAAACACGCGCAAGAGAGUAAGCCGCGCCCCUUCGACGGUUCCCCUGAAAAGCCCCGCUAUACCGCUGUAACUCGUCGAACCAAACCUCCGCUCCCGGAAACUCCGCCGAAGAUGCCUCUAGCGAUUCCCAAGGAGCUCAAGCAGCCGACCCUUGAGACGAAAAGUGCUACAGAGGAGAACGUAUCGCCGGCGAAGAGUCCAGUCAAGGCGGUAAAGACGCCAGAGCGGGAGCCGGCGAGAAAGUCUCGGCGGAAGCCUUUGAAGAUGCCCCCACCAUUACCUGCUGGAGGAAACUCUAAGCCAAGGUCUAUCAUUGGAAACAGCAGCAAUGAGAGGCAGGAAAGUUUACCACCGUUGCCGCCGGUGCCACAAGCUAGGGCGCGGCCGAGUCCGGGGGAAGCCACUUCAAGCUCUUCAGAAACGUCACCCGUCAAACAACAUGGUGCUGAAACUAAUGAGAAAGUCUAUCAGUUAGUCAGGAGCUUUCGCAGUACACAAAUGUCUCAUGAUGCCAAGGCUGUCGAGAUUGCCAAAGACGUCCUGCUAGAAAAGGACGCUUUGAAACUGUCCACCAUUAAGGAUAUCGUUUACAUCAGUGGAUUCCGGGUUGAGCCGAGCACUUCUGAGCUGCUGGUUGGAGAUGAGGUCUUCAUGAUCAAUGACCAGGCCGUGUCCUCGGUGGAGGAAGCCACCAAAUGCAUCCAAGCUAAUGAGGGGGAGACGGUGACUUUCUCCGUCAAAAAGAUCCCUCAUGGGGUGCUGAGCUACAUUUCAAGACCGCAGGAACCGACUAUUGAUCUCAAGAAGCUCGGGCUGACUCUUGUAGGUAACGAAGUGACGAAGUUUGAUUCGGAAGGACUGGUAGCACGUAGUGGUAUCCCUUCUCGGCAAUUGGUACCUGGCAUCACAAACAAUGGAGAGUUGGUCAACUGGGCGCUAACGCAAAUGAAUAUGAUACCAAUCUCUGUCAGCGUCACCUCUGCCCAGGUGGAGGAGAUUCUCGCGGACUGUGGUAACAACGUGGCCCUUGUUUUCCAUCCCGCUGACUUCGCAGCCGCCCUAUAACACAAUGAUGUCGAGAAUGAACACAGGCAUGACAACGAUGACAAUUGCCAUCCAUAUACAGGGUUUUUGCGAUAGCCCCCUUGUUCCUCGCACCCACCAUGUUCAUAAUUUAUAGUUUAGGAGCGGACUGGUCAUUUUUAGGGACCCCUUUUAGUAGUUUUCUUUUUUUAGCAGUGCGGUCGAAUAUUUUGGCUCGAAGGCCGAUUGAUUAUUUUUUAGUUAACGAGCCGGUGUGCAGUGUUGGCACCGAAAAUUGCGCCUUUUUUUGCGGACCGGUUUUAGCCAAUGUCCGCUUAUGAUUGAAGUACAGAUAAAGUUGAAUUAUUUAAGAUUUAUGUUGAUUGACGAUUAAUUUUUUAGGAUUCUCCUUCGUUUAUCUCUAUUACUAAACCAGAUUCGAUAUACAUCUUCAUAAUUUACACAGAUCCUGAAAUCAUUUCGAGAAGGUAAACCGCCCUCAAAACCCCCGACCCCCCCCCCCCCUCUCGCAUCGACGACCCUGAUACUGGAUAUUGUUUCUCAAUUGGUAGUUAAGAUAAGUGGCCUUCCGAGCAGUGUCAUAUCAUGAGUCCAUCAAUUGAGGGGCACAUGGAUGAUUGGGGGCACCACUUUUACUCGGAAAGUGAAAUGCGAAUUUUCAAGGCUAUGCUUGAUAAUGAGAAGAGGGUCAGGGAAGGGGUCCAGGGACCCGCUUCACAAAGCAUUUUUUCAAUGACAA
This is a messenger RNA of Strongylocentrotus purpuratus (purple sea urchin), 3270 nucleotides long. RefSeq lists its product as uncharacterized. The transcript has 9 exons. Lineage: Eukaryota; Metazoa; Echinodermata; Echinoidea; Camarodonta; Strongylocentrotidae. The record is from RefSeq and is a predicted model, not a curated record. The coding region runs from base 543 to 2552 and encodes 669 amino acids.